Messenger RNA from Gadus morhua (Atlantic cod), 2017 nucleotides. RefSeq names its product 7-alpha-hydroxycholest-4-en-3-one 12-alpha-hydroxylase. The coding region runs from base 65 to 1600 and encodes 511 amino acids. The transcript has a single exon. Gene Ontology annotation, molecular function: sterol 12-alpha-hydroxylase activity; iron ion binding; heme binding. NCBI's taxonomy places the organism in Eukaryota, Metazoa, Chordata, Actinopteri, Gadiformes, Gadidae. The record is from RefSeq and is a predicted model, not a curated record.
CUAUCACAGAGGAAUUUGAGCUUUCCCUCAUUUCGUCUUUGUACUUCAGAGGGGUUUGAGAGCAAUGGGUUUACUGGUGCCUAUCCUGCUGGCUCUUCUAGCCUCUCUAUUUGGUGGGCUUUUCCUUUUAGGAGCAUUCAGAAGGCGACGGCCCAAUGAACCCCCAUUGGAUCGGGGUCCCAUUCCCUGGUUGGGCCACGUGUUGGAGUUUCGCAGGGACACGGCAAAGUUUUUAGAGAGGAUGAGGAAAAAACAUGGGGACAUAUUCACGGUACAACUCGGGGGGAAUUACUUCACAUUUCUCAUGGAUCCUUCAUCUUUUGGUGCGGUUGUCAAGGAGGCCCGCGCCAAACUGGACUUCAAUGCUUUUGCCAGGAAGCUGGUGAUCAGAGUAUUUGGUUACACGCCGAUGGAAAAUGAAAGCAAAUUUUCCCAUGUUUCCAACAACAGGCAUCUGAUGGGUGAUGGAUUGGUAUUAUUAACAGAAAGUAUGAUGAAAAAUUUGCAGAACCUCAUGCUCCACAGUGUAGGUAAAGGGGGAGACCAAAAAACCUGGAUUGAGGAUGAACUUUUCAUGUACAGUUAUAACAUUGUUUUCAGGGCAGGGUAUCUAUCACUGUAUGGUAAUGUGUCAUCAAGGGAGGCUGGCAGCACUGAGAAAUCCUUUGAGAUGGACAGAAUGCAAUCUGAUGAACUGUUUAAGGAGUUUCGUAAGUAUGAUCAAUACUUCCCAAAACUGGCCUAUGGCGUCCUAUCACCCAGAGAGAGGUUUGAGGUCAAGAAGCUGCUGAGGCUGUUUUGGAAAACCUUGUCAUUACAAGUGUUCAAGAAUAAGGACAAUCCCAGCGGCUGGGUGAAUGAACUGCAGCAGACUAGAGAGGACCUAGGAAUGAAGGAGUUCAUGCAAGACCGGUACAUGUUUCUAAUCCUGUGGGCGUCCCAGGGAAACACUGGGCCUGCUGCCUUUUGGCUACUUCUGUAUCUCAUGAAGCAUCCAGAGGCCAUGGCCGCUGUGAGGGGGGAGGUGGAUCGGGUGGUGACGGAAUCUGGGCAGGAUGUGAGGGUCGGCGGCUCUAUCGUCAACCUGACCUAUGACAUGAUCCAGAAGACGCCGGUCCUCGACAGUGCUCUGGAGGAGACCCUGCGGCUAACCGCUGCGCCUGUCCUCACCAGAGCCGUGAUGGAGGACAUGAAGCUCAAGAUGGCCGAUGGCAGCGAGUAUCAGAUCCGACAAGCCGACCGGGUUUCCCUCUUCCCUUACACUGCCGUUCAAAUUGAUCCUGAAAUCCACCCCGACCCACUUUCUUUCAAAUAUGACCGUUUUCUCAACCCAGACGGCAGCAAGAAGACCGAUUUUUACAAGAACGGGAAGAAGUUGAGGUACUACACGAUGCCCUGGGGAGCUGGUGUCAGCAUGUGCCCUGGGCGCUUCUUUGCCACGAAUGAGAUGAAGCAGUUUGUGUUCUUCAUGAUAUUAUACUUUGACUUUGAGCUUAAGAAUCCUAAAGAGGAAACACCUGACAUUGAUCGCACUCGAUGGGGUUUUGGGGCCAUGCAACCCACCCGAGAUAUUGGUUUCCGAUACAGACUCCGAUUGUAAAUCACACAUCACACUUUUGAGUUAAACUUAUGGUUAUGAAUUGAAACUUAGUUGAUGUUAUGUCUUCAGGCACCUAAUCUUGCACAGUAUCUUAAAGAUGUAUGGUUGCUUCAUGGCAGAAUAUUUUUUAACAAAUCAAAUGUUAAAUAACACACAUACACAUGUGUAUGUGUUAAAAAAAACAUGUAUGCGUUAAGAUAGCCAUCAUAAGACGGCGUGGUGGUGGGGGGUAGAUUACUGUUGCUCAGAGAAUAGUUAAAAUAUAAGAAGAGGUAGUGCUAACAGACACUGAUUGAGGGAGAAAUUAAAUCGCUUCAUUCAACAAUCUGCUUAACCUAUUUUGUCAUUCUGAAAUCCUUCAAAUGUCAACCAUGUCAUGUCACAUUCCCAUUAAAAAUGCCAUAAUCCCCCCCUUUA